Molecule: messenger RNA, 1458 nt
Organism: Sclerotinia sclerotiorum 1980 UF-70
Lineage: Eukaryota; Fungi; Ascomycota; Leotiomycetes; Helotiales; Sclerotiniaceae
Exons: 2
Coding region: 1-1458 (485 amino acids)
Cellular component (GO): cytoplasm
Molecular function (GO): oxidoreductase activity
Source: RefSeq, a predicted model, not a curated record
AUGAAGACUGUUUCCGAAACUUUAGAUAGUCUUUCAAUCUCCGUAGCUCCAACAAAAACAGACUCAGACCCAGUAGUAUCCAAGUACUUACCGGUUUCCAACCCUUUAGAUUGUUUCUGGCAAUCAGAGAAACAUAGAUUGCAUGACCACCGCUCUACAGAAGAGCUUCCAACGCACAGCGAUGUAGUCAUCGUCGGUGCAGGCUACGCCGGUGUGAGUACCGCGUACCAUCUAGUCAAGGAGGGUGGCGACUCAAUUAAGUCAAUCACGAUCAUAGAAGCACGAGGCGCGUGUUCAGGUGCAACUGGUCGAAAUGGAGGCCAUAUGAGACCAGAUUUGUAUGGCCACAUUCCAACUUAUGUUGAGCGAGGAGGACCACGAGCAGGAGCCGAGAUAGCCGAAUUCGAAAUUGCUCACGUCAAGGAGAUCAAAAGACUUGUUGAAAAAGAGAAGAUUGACUGUGACUUCAGUCUCUGCAGGACAGUUGAUGUAUGGUGCAAUGAGGAAAUGGCAAAGAAAGCCAAGGCUGUCUAUGACCAGAUGGUGGAGAACGGAUUUGAAUACAUGGAUGAUGUCAUCUUUCAUACCGGAAAAGAAGUUGAAGGAAUCUGCGGAGUUAAAGGUGCCAAGGCUUGUGCUUCAUACACAGCUGGAAGUAUGUGGCCUUAUAAGUUCAUUCUGGGACUUCUUGAGAUAAUUUUGCCAACUGGAAAGGUCAACUUGCAAACUAACACGCCCGUGACAAGUGUGGUUACUGAUUCCGAUGGAGGCUUCAAUGUUAGGACAAGCCGAGGAACUACGCAUGCUGGCAAGAUCGUAUAUGCCAAUAAUGCAUACAUCUCCGCUCUUUUGCCUGAAUACGAUCAUAACAUUAUUCCUUCCAAAGGAAUCUGUUGUCACAUCACUGUACCUGAGGGAAAGGUCGCACCACUCCUCAACAACACAUACAUCAACCGAACGGAAGACAACACUCUUUCGUAUCUCAUCCCCAGAGCAGACGGUAGUAUCGUCGUUGGUGGUGCCGCGUCGAAAUUCAAAGCUCACAAAGAUCAAUGGUACAAUAACGUUGAUGAUAGUGUUCUCAUUGAUGCAGCAAAAGACUAUUACAACAACUAUAUGCAGGAAACAUACAAUGGAUGGGAGGACUCUGGAGCCAAGGUCGACAAUAUCUGGACUGGAGUUAUGGGAUAUUCUUACGACUCGAACCCCCACGUUGGUGCAGUUCCUGGAAAGCCCAAUCAGUUUGUUCUUGCUGGAUUUAAUGGUCACGGCAUGCCAGUCAUUUGGUUGUCUGGUAAAGCAGUUGCCAAGAUGGUGUCUGAAGACGUACCAUUUGAGCAGACAAUUGUGCCACGAUUAUUCAAAACCACUCAAGAGAGAAUAGACCGGGCAAAGAAUGGAACAGAAGAGCAGGGUGAUAUUCUCGGUACCGGAAACCAAAAGGCGACAAAGCAAUGA